GCAAAACGAAGGCUGGAACUAGGAGAAAGUGGCCACCAGUAUCUUGCUGAAGGACUAAAGACUCCAAAGGGAAAAGGAAGAGCUGCGACAAGAAGUCCAGAUAGCCCAAAAACCCCAAAAUCUCCUUCAGAAAAGACUCGAUAUGAUACAUCUCUCGGCCUUCUUACAAAGAAGUUCAUUCAGUUGUUGAGCCAAUCUCCUGAUGGGGUCUUAGAUUUGAAUAGAGCAGCAGAGGUCCUCAAGGUGCAAAAAAGGAGGAUUUACGAUAUCACCAAUGUACUGGAAGGCAUCCAUCUCAUUAAGAAAAAAUCCAAAAACAACAUUCAGUGGAUGGGCUGCAGUCUGUCAGAGGAUGGUGGCAUGCUGGCACAGCAUCAAGGCCUUACGAAGGAGGUGACUGAACUGACUCAGGAAGAGAAAAAACUGGAUGAGCUAAUCCAAAGCUGCACCCUGGACCUCAAGCUGUUAACAGAGGACUCGGAGAACCAGAGAUUAGCUUAUGUGACGUAUCAAGACAUUCGAAAAAUUAGUGGCCUUAAAGACCAAACUGUUAUAGUUGUGAAAGCUCCUCCAGAAACAAGACUUGAAGUGCCUGACCCAGUGGAGAGUGCAUUGAUACAUUUAUCUAGUACUCAAGGACCUAUUGAAGUUUAUCUGUGCCCAGAAGAGAAUGAUGCCCUCAGUCCAAUGAAAACUUAUAGUCAGGAUCACAACGGAAAUAUUUCCAAACCCAUUGCCAAAGAAGUGGCUUCUGCUAACUCAGGACAAGGUGACUGCUCGUUAAAUAUAGCAACAAUCUCUCCAUUGGCUUCUCCAGCCAACCUUCUCCAGCAGACAGAGGACCAGAUUCCCUCAAACUUUGAAGGACCAUUUGUGAAUUUGCUGCCUCCUCUGCUUCAAGAAGAUUAUUUGCUGAGCCUUGGGGAUGAAGAAGGCAUCAGUGACCUCUUUGAUGCUUAUGAUUUAGAGAAGCUUCCUUCAUUGGUGGAUGAAUUUAUAUACAGUUGAUUCUCUUAAACGCUGUCCAUAUCUAAAUCACGUUUUUAAUGGAAUCAAAAAACCUGGCAUCAUUCACAGUUGUCCCUUACUUACUAUAAAAUAGCAUUAUUAAAUAAACUAGGCUCUUGAACAGUGCUGAUAUUUUAGGGAGUAUUUAAUUAAAAUACUAUAAACAGCAAGUGAAGGCCUUCUCCUUGACCCUAAGCUCCAGCGCCUUGUGAGUCGGCAAGUGCAAGCAGGUGCCCAUAAAUAUUUUGUCUUCACACUCCACC
Molecule: messenger RNA, 1271 nt
Organism: Eurypyga helias (sunbittern)
Lineage: Eukaryota; Metazoa; Chordata; Aves; Eurypygiformes; Eurypygidae
Gene: E2F3
Product: E2F transcription factor 3
Exons: 6
Biological process (GO): regulation of transcription by RNA polymerase II
Cellular component (GO): RNA polymerase II transcription regulator complex
Molecular function (GO): DNA-binding transcription factor activity, RNA polymerase II-specific; protein dimerization activity; RNA polymerase II cis-regulatory region sequence-specific DNA binding
Source: RefSeq, a predicted model, not a curated record